This is a messenger RNA of Aspergillus puulaauensis, 1290 nucleotides long. RefSeq lists its product as uncharacterized. The transcript has 6 exons. NCBI's taxonomy places the organism in Eukaryota, Fungi, Ascomycota, Eurotiomycetes, Eurotiales, Aspergillaceae. The coding region runs from base 1 to 1290 and encodes 429 amino acids. The record is from RefSeq and is a predicted model, not a curated record.
AUGCAAAUAAACCAACUGGGAGAGCUAAACGGAGCGCUGCAGCGGAAAACAAACGAGUGUAUGCGGGUAUACACCGUUCGACACGCUCGGUCGUGGUCAACGCUGGACAUAUCCCGCGAGCUCCUCGAUCACCUAAUAGCCAGCCACCAGGUCUUCACUGAGCUAUGGAGGGUUCUUCUAACAUUUGGACUGAAGGAGCGUGAGAACGAGUACGGAUUUCCAAUACCGCAAGUGAGAGACCUAGAGUUGGCCUAUGUUCUUCGACGGGUCGAGCCGAACGGGAGGUGCUCGCCGCACUUUCCCUGGUCUAUUCGUCAAACGGGCGUAUAUCAGAAACUGAUACAGAAGCAAGAGAGGUGUCAAGAUACCGGUUCUGUUUUUCUGCUGAUAGCGCCAUCUCCCACAGCUGAGAGCCAGACAGUCCAGAGCUUGCACGGAAGGGCUCUAACUAGUCUAGAUGCUGCCUUCUCAGUCCAUAGAUGGUUUGUGGCCGAAAGCAUGGCAGGGUGGAUGGAUUACAUGUGCUGGCUGGAAGAUCAGCUGAAGAUAAUGUCGGCUCGUAUAAUGCCGGGACAAAUACUCGAUGGAUCCGGAACCAGGCCUAUAGCAACCCACCUGGAGAACGACAUGUAUGAACUGAAACAACUCGAGGAUAGCAUCAUGGAUCUGCUUGUGAUUCUGCCUACCAAAUUGCAGACUAUGCGUUGUUUGGCGAAGAGAUAUCAAGAACUCUGCUCGAGAUUCUGCGUCCCGCCAGGUGCUUGUGCUUGUCGCAAGGGAAUCCAAGGAUUUGAAGAAUACUCCGCGGAGGCCCUGAAUUACCAAAAGCGAGCGAAGGUGCUGCAGACCCGUGUACAGUCGAUCCUGAGCCUACUGUCCGACCUCGUUGAGUACGAGGAGCUGCGCACCUUGAAAGAGCUAGGAGCAGCAUCAAAUCAAGAAAGCACUACCAUCAAAGAUCUUAUGAUGUUCAACUCGACUAAACAGACCAGCAACAACCGGGGUGCCAGGGCGAUGGAACAGAUGGCCAUCAUCGGGCUAGUAUUCAUUCCCAUAACACUGGUGGAGAAUUUCUUUUCGACGGAGUUUGUCAAGGAUGACGGAGGGAGAAUGCAAGUGUCGAAGAACGCCUGGAGCAUCGCGGCGGUGGCUGUGCCGUUGACACUCUUUGUGUUUGCAUUUUGGCAACUCUGGCUGCGAUACGAACUGCAGCUUCAACCGACAGCCAUCGGGGGAGCCUUGCGGAGCAUGUUCAGACGCAGGCGAGCGAAGGAGGAGGAUGCGGUUUGA